CCAUGGGCACCACACACACGCAUCCGCACGCCUUUUCCCCGCCACGCUAUGGUGCACACGUGUGUGGUGUCUGGUUGUAGGAACAGACGAACCCCGGGGACCGCCUUAUCGUUUUACCGGUUCCCCCGGGACCCGGAGAGGAAGCAGCGCUGGGUCGACGCGGUGAACCGGCAGGGAUGGCAGCCGAACGACGGCAGUCGUCUCUGUAGUAGUCACUUCAUCUCCGGUAUGGCGGCGCGGGUGGGGGGUGGGCUUGUCAAUGAAACGGCAGAUAGUCUGGGGAAAGCAGGUGAAGAACCCUCGUUCCCCAGACUACGUUCCCUCCCUCUUCUCUCCUCCGGCCCCCGACAUGAGGGAACCAGCGGACAUGAAGGAACCAGAAGAUUUGGAGCUCCGGGACAAACAGCAAGCCCAGGUGGAGGCCGCCAAUGCCCUGCUCUUCCUGCAGGGCCAGGGCCGCGACCCAAUCCAGACCCAGACCCCUAAAGAAGACCGCCCUGGACCCGAGACCCCCUCGUCGCCCCCCAGUGCCGAAGAUGGCGACAGUGAGGAGGCGCGGGACGCUAACUUUGCGAGGGGUAGCAAGAGAGGACGGGUGGCCGUGAAGGAGGAGGAGUCGGUGGGUCUGGAGGAGGCGCUCGGUGCGCUGCAGAACGAGAACCAGUCCCUUAGGGAGGCGCUGGAGAAGAUGUCCCUGUCGGAGAGCUCCCUGAGGAACGACCCGGAGAAGGUUCGCUUCUACACGGGCCUGCCCAACUACUACGUCCUGGAGACGGUCAUGUGGCUGCUGGCGCCGCACAUGGACGACACCACCAAGACCUCGCCCAAGAACCCCAUGCGUCUCUCCAAGUUCCAGCAGCUGCUGCUCACCCUGGUGCGGCUGCGGCUGGACCUCCGCCACCAGGACCUGGCGUACCGCUUCGGCGUGCGCCUCGGCACGGUGACCAGGGCGGUGCGCCGCGCGGUGGACGUCAUGUCGUCCACGCUGGUGCCCACCGCUGUCUUCUGGCCCUCCAGGGCCGAGCUGCGCAAGAACUUGCCCGCCGCGGUGCGCGCCGCGCACCCCGACUGCGCUGUCAUCAUCGACUUCUUCACGGUGUCCCUCGAGCGGCCUCCGACCGACCCCCCCCACGGGGACCGACCGGGGAGGGCGGGGCCGGGCGGGAACACUCUCAAGUACCUGAUCGGCGUGGCGCCGCAGGGCGUGGUCACCUUUGUCUCCGGGGGCGUGGCCGGCGACGUCGGCGACAAGACCCUGGUGGAAGGGUGCGGCUUCCUCUGCAAGCUCCUCCCAGGCGACGUGGUGCUGGCCAGUCACGGCCUGGACAUCGGCGAGUCGGUGGCGGCCCGGGGGGCGUCGUUCAAGAUUGCCGGGGGCGGAUCAGAGCGAGGGAGCGCCCACUCUCUGCUGGGACACGUGGAGAAGGUCAUCGCCAUGGUGAGGCGGCGCUACGCCGUGCUGACGGGGCCCGUGGAGAGCUGCUUCGCCUCCGACCGCUCCGCCUUCGACAAGGUGGUGCAGGUGGCGUGCGCCCUGAACAACCUGUGCAUCUCCGCCGCACCACUCGAGUGACAGCGGUCAGGACGAGGGCACCUCUCUCCUCAUGGCCCAUCGCUGCCUGUAAUUGGUCACCUAUACGCAAUUUCCCUUUUAGUUUUGUAUGCCGGGCCCUUUAGUGCCGUUUGGAGUAUAUUUGAGACCAAAAGCCCCCCCCCCCCCCACCCCCCCCCCCAGAAAUAGUGAGACAGACAGAACCAUGGGACCAGGGUGUGACAUUAUCUGAGUAAUCGUGAUUGGUUCAGUUGAUGGUCAAUAGUACCGAGCGGUUAAACCCUUUCCCUCAGUUAGGACUAGGGUUUGUGGAAGCCAAACACUUAAAUACACCACAGAUUCAUGGGGUGGUAGACUGACAAGACGUUAUGAAUGAGCAAUCAAAACAUGGGUGCAAUGUUCAUGUCUUUGAAUGAAGGCACACAGUUUUACCUAGACAACACUCUGUUAAUAUUAACACGUGCACGAAGUAGUAUGCAACUGCAAAUUAUGCACACAUGGUAAAUACACAUGCACGCAACUUCAGGUGCUGUGACCAGGGGGAAAAUUAUAGGAUGUUGGUACUCCUAGCAUUUCAACCCAACCCACAGAUGGGUACUUUAUUCAUUUUUGUGGAAUAUUAGGGCAUUUUUUGAAUGUUCCAAUGAAGGUCAUUAUUUGUCUAUCCUUUGUGUCCUACAUAGGGCUUGUAUUUGUGACAUGUACAGUAUGUUUGUCAGUAUAACUUGUCAAUAUGCAUUGACACCCAGUGGUUAAUAUGGGAACUGCAGUCCAAAUUCACACUAUUUGGAGAGAGUUGUCUCCACCCGACCAAACUCUGACCCUUACCUCAUGAGCUGAGGAAGAUAACCUCGAACAGGAUGGGAAUAAAGAGCUUCUCUUCAAGGGUAUCAAUAUAGGGUUAAUAAGAGAUGGAUCAUAUUCCCAGGCAGGGCUUCUUACCUAUCUUGAAAUAAAUCGUUCUUUGCUGCUUUAAAAUAUUAAUUUAAAGGGCCACUAUUUUACCACCAGGGGUGAGUGUGAUUAGCCAUUACAAGCUGUGUAAAAAAUUGGAGUUGUAUCACGUUUGCUGCCUUCUGUGAUUAAUUGUAAAGGUCUGAACCGUGAUUGUGCGAAUCCAAGGCCGUGUCUGAAAUUGUUAACUUGUUCCCUUUAUACUGCACUUCUUGAAAUGUUUUUCCAGUGCUUUGGGAAAUCGUAGUGUACAAAUUUCGUUCCCUGUAUAGUGCAUUAGCACCACGGUGCUUAAAGAUUUAAGCUAUUAUUUUGGUAACGUUUGAUGAAAUGCCAUAGCCAUCCGUCUGUGACUGAAAUGCACUGUGAGAAUCUGGCUCUGUAUGCGCCAAUAUAGAUUCUAGACCACUCCCAGCAAAGGGCAUCUCAUCAGUUGUGGAAUCCAAUUUUGCCUGUCCACCACAGGUGUCUGAAUGCAACACUUCUCAAUGACUGAAAAAACUUAGUGAGGGGGGAGGCUGAGGGACGGAGUAUGAUUUUUGGAUUGAUUAGUUUCCCGCUCGAAUCGUACCUACAGCAGUUUUAAUGCCCAUAAUGCAAUGUUAAAAUAGUUUCCAUCUGAUCUACACGUACUUCUGCACUUUCUGCACCUCUCAUGGUAUGCGACCGACCAAUACACGUCACGCCGUCAGUGGUUUAUAAUUACUGGCUGAAUUCCCCCACUGCCUUCAGUUUCCCUAGUGUACUUUAAAGUGUUUACUAAAUAGGGAUUAGAGAACGAGUGAACAACUUUGGAUACGGCCCUAAGACUAGUUGAUAAGUAUGAUGUCACUUCAUAUUGUGGUUUCUAAAGCCUAAUUAAUUUAACCGCUUCUUCCUGCUGUGAGCAUCUAAAGCUCUCUAAGGAACUUUGAUUUUUAAUUGUUAUUUUCCAGAAUCGUCUGGCACACGACAUUAGCUGGUGCCUUAGCGUGGACUUGGUACUUCUGUUAUCAAACAGACCCACUUUCUUUCAUGUUCUCACUGUUACAUGUUAUUACUAUGUUAUGGACAUGCUAUUACCUUGUUUUCAUGUUUUAUUUACCACGUGAACAUGCCCAGUGUGAGGUUUAAAGUUGUGGACUUUUUGGUGGUAUCACUUGUGACGUCUUGUAGCCUAUGUUAUAAGCGUGAACAGGAGAAGACAGACAUGCGUGCCUGUCCUCAUGUUCCACUACGUGUUUUUCAUGUUCUACAUGUCCAGUUAAAUGUCUACCCAGCAUAUAUGUUAGUUGGGAUUUCUGACCAAUCGUUGUAUCAGCCUAACCACUACUACUGUCCUCUAGCCAUGAACCUUUAUUAAGCUCUCUGAGCAAAUUGUAUGACCAUGGUGUCAAAACGGACCUUUAUGGACCACAAACCAAAUGGGAGAAGUUCCUCAUAGUUCCUCAACGAUAGUUCCAAUCCUUCAGGGGUCUUCUACAUUCUACUACCUUCUACUGUGUGCCUGCAGGCUCUGUAUGCUAUUAUAUAUGGUUAGGUCUUUAUUACUACUUGUACACUGAUAUUUUAAUGCUUGUAUAUCAACACUAAAUAAAUGGUUUGAUUGAUCAUUUAAAACUU
Gadus morhua (Atlantic cod) is the source of this 4108-nucleotide messenger RNA. RefSeq lists its product as uncharacterized. NCBI's taxonomy places the organism in Eukaryota, Metazoa, Chordata, Actinopteri, Gadiformes, Gadidae. The coding region runs from base 260 to 1573 and encodes 437 amino acids. The transcript has 2 exons. The record is from RefSeq and is a predicted model, not a curated record.